This is a messenger RNA of Capsicum annuum, 1304 nucleotides long. Its product is annotated as probable protein phosphatase 2C 39. Gene Ontology annotation, biological process: protein dephosphorylation. The record is from RefSeq and is a predicted model, not a curated record. Gene Ontology annotation, molecular function: protein serine/threonine phosphatase activity. Bases 258 to 1103 code for a protein of 281 amino acids. Lineage: Eukaryota; Viridiplantae; Streptophyta; Magnoliopsida; Solanales; Solanaceae. The transcript is spliced from 5 exons. Gene Ontology annotation, cellular component: cytosol; nucleus.
AUAACUGAUCUAUUUUGACAUCAGGUAGCAAAACUGUAGGCAGUGGGGUAUGGAAAACAGGUUACGUGUCGAUCAUAGCAACCUUGUCAUGCCUUUCCUGUACACUUGUCACUUUCCCUUUUACAAUCUUCUUCUGCAUUUUUUUUUUUUUUUUUGAUUUGUUUAUCUUUCUUUCCUCUUACGUAUUCCACUUUAUCUAUUCCAUUAUUGUUACUACAACAAUAAAUAUUCUACGUAGGCUCAAUUAAUUUUGCAACAUGACUGGAAGUGAAAUCCUCGACAAAAUUAAGGAGAAGGUUGGUUUAAGUUCAUCUGAUACUGGAAGAGGUAAGAGCAAGAUGUCAAAGCAUAUAACUCAUGGGUAUCACAUGGUUGAAGGAAAAUCACAUCACACUAUGGAAGACUAUGUUUUUGCACAAUUUAAACAAGUUGGUGAAAAUGAACUUGGUCUAUUUGCAAUAUUUGAUGGCCAUUUAAGCCAUGAGAUUCCCGAGUACCUCCGAUCUCACCUAUUCAAUAAUAUUCUAAACGAGCCUAACUUCUGGGCUGAACCGGAGUCUGCAAUCAGGAAAGCCUACCGCAUAACAGAUACAACUAUUUUGGACAAGGCUGCUGAUUUGGGUAAAGGAGGGUCAACUGCUGUUACGGCCAUAUUGAUUAAUGGUCAGAAACUAGUUGUAGCAAAUGUCGGAGAUUCUCGUGCUGUCAUCUGCAAGAAAGGAGUAGCCAAGCAGUUGUCCAUUGACCAUGAGCCUGGCAGAGAGAGGAAGAACAUCGAGGACCGAGGUGGUUUUGUGUCCAAUUUUCCAGGUGAUGUUCCUCGGGUUGAUGGGCAGUUAGCGGUGGCAAGAGCAUUUGGCGACAAGAGCUUGAAGAGGCACCUAAGUUCAGAGCCAGAUGUGGUGGUAGAGCACAUAGAUGAUGAUACCGACUUUCUCAUAUUGGCCAGUGAUGGCGUAUGGAAGGUACUGUCAAAUCAGGAAGCGGCAGACUGCAUCAAAGAUAUCAAGGACGCGAAGUCAGCUGCGAGGCAUCUCAAUGAGAAGGCCCUUGAAAAGGGAAGUACCGAUGAUAUAUCGUGCGUAGUUGUAAGGUUCCAAUAAUUUUGCCUUGUGCGUACUCUUGGGAAAUGAAAAAACCUGUACAACUGAAAUGACUUUGUUAGGGCUGUAAUAUUUGAAUUGUUCUUCGCUUUAAUUUUCAUGAAAUUCUGUAAUUGCAAAUGGUUGUUUUCUGUGUAAACAUUUAUGUUCCAACAUUUUGGCACUGGUUGCCAGCUGCAAAUAAAGGGAAUGUUGUUGCUA